This is a messenger RNA of Pan troglodytes (chimpanzee), 11733 nucleotides long. RefSeq names its product immunoglobulin like and fibronectin type III domain containing 1 (gene IGFN1). The record is from RefSeq and is a predicted model, not a curated record. Gene Ontology annotation, molecular function: protein binding. NCBI's taxonomy places the organism in Eukaryota, Metazoa, Chordata, Mammalia, Primates, Hominidae.
ACUACCAGUCGAUCCAGAGCCUCAGCAAGCAGCAGCUGGAAACGGGGAAGAGGGAGCAGACAGGAAGCGGGAGGUCAGCUGUACACCCAGGGAAAUAGAACUUCUACCCUCAGAGGAGUCCAAGAGGAGGCAGAACUAUGGCAGGAAAGCUCCGGAAGUCCCACAUCCCUGGAGUGAGCAUCUGGCAGCUGGUGGAGGAGAUCCCCGAAGGCUGCAGCACGCCGGACUUUGAGCAGAAGCCCGUCACCUCGGCUCUGCCAGAGGGGAAAAAUGCUGUCUUUCGGGCUGUGGUCUGUGGGGAGCCCAGGCCCGAGGUGCGUUGGCAGAACUCCAAAGGUGACCUCAGUGAUUCCAGCAAGUACAAGAUCUCCUCCCGCCCUGGCAGCAAGGAGCAUGUGCUGCAGAUCAACAAGCUGACAGGCGAGGACACGGAUCUGUACCACUGCACAGCAGUAAAUGCGUACGGAGAGGCCGCUUGCUCAGCGAGACUCACCGUCAUCGAAGUUGGCUUUCGGAAGAAUCGGAAGAGGCACAGGGAACCGCAGGAAGACCUCAGGAAGGAGCUGAUGGACUUCCGGAAGUUGCUGAAAAAGAGGGCCCCACCAGCCCCCAAGAAAAAGAUGGACCUUGAGCAGAUAUGGCAGCUGCUGAUGACAGCAGACAGGAAGGACUACGAGAAGAUCUGCUUGAAGUAUGGCAUCGUCGACUACCGUGGCAUGUUGCGUAGGCUGCAGGAGAUGAAGAAGGAACAGGAGGACAAGAUGGCACAGUACAUCAACGCCCUCUCCAGCUUAAGACACAUCAGGGUCACCAAGGAUGGGAUUGCAAAGUUUGACUUGGAGCUGGAUCUCAAGGAUUCUCAGAGCAAGAUUUACCUGUAUAAGGAUGGUGAGAUGAUCCCCUAUGGCUUCAACAACCAGACCAAGCACUGUCUGCGCCGGCUGGGGAAGCGCUAUGAGUUCCAGAUUCAAGACCUGAGGCCUGAGGACUCUGGCAUUUACCAGGUCAAGGUGGAGGAUGCUGUGGUCUUCUCCACAGAACUGGAGGCCAGUGCCAUCCCCCCAAGAGUGGUGGUCCCACUGGCGGAGACCCACUGUGAGGAGCAGGGUGACGCAGUCUUCGAAUGUACCCUCUCCAGCCCCUGGCCUAGUGCAGCCUGGCAUUUCCGGCACCGGCUACUCCACCCCAGUGACAAAUAUGAAGUGUUUGUCUCCCCCGACGGGCUGACCCACCGGCUGGUGGUGAGGGGGGCACGUUUCUCAGACAUGGGCCCCUAUUUGCUGGGCACUGGGCUCUACACUUCCAGUGCCUGGCUGGUGGUUGAAGCUGGGAAGGAUAAAGACCUUCAGUCCACAAGUGCUGACCACCAACUGCAGAGGCAAGGAGCCCAGGCCUCAGGAGCAGAAGAGUCUGGGAGCAUCGAGAGCCAGGGAGAGAAAUCCAGAGAGCAGGGCCCCAGGGAGGGCUCCCUUGAAGGGGCUGGGCCGGCUUCUGGGCUCCAGCACAUAGCCAGCCCAGACAGGGAUGGCCUUGGCAGACAUGGCUACUCCUUGAUGGGGGACAAAGGGACAGCUGACUCAGCCUGGGGCCCUGGACAGGAGGGCGAGGACUUUCCAGUAGCAGAGGGAAGCAGAGCCACUCUUCCCAGGGAAAAUCAAUCCCACAGAGAGGGAGGCUGGGCCAGAAGCCUUGCAGAGAGGCCCCAUCUACAGGGAGAGAGCUCAGAAUCAGGGCUGGGCCUCCCAGAAAAACGACAGCAAGAUCGUGGCAGAGACAGCAACGGUGAUGAAUGCUGGAGGACAGCAGGAGGCUGGGAGGCUGGGUCCAGUCUGCUUCAGGCUGGAGGACUGGGGAUCAGAAGGGAAGGAAAGGAGCACAGAGGCGACAGUGGAAGACAACUGGACAGGCACACCCCAGAGCAACUGUGGGAUGCUCGGCUGGAACCUGGGAGAGGAAAGAGUGACCUGCAGGGAUGCCAGUCUGAUCCUGUAGGGUCCUGGCCAAGAGGAAAGCAGAUAGAGAUUUCACAGGAUGACAGCCUGGCUGAGAUGGACAGAGGGGAUGCUCCAAGUAGGGAAAGGGGGAGAGGAAUAGUAGUGUGGGGUGGUGGGACUGGCCUGGGAGAAGCUGGAGACAGCAAUGGGGCAGGAGGUCCUGGCACCCUGGAGUUUACUGGAGGAAGAGGUUCUGGCUCCAAGGUAGGCAUGGGCCCUGAAUCCUGGGGUUCUCAGGGAGGUAGAGAUGCUGACUAUGGGGAAGCCAGGGGCUACUGGGGGUCAGCAGAGUUGCUAGAACAGAUACCUGGAGGCAAGGACUUCCAGGAACCAUCAAUAUCAGAUGGUAGAAAAUUCCUUCUGGGAGAUGUGAGUCCUGAGAUCAAAGCUGAAGACUCACUGCAGGAGGCAGAUGGUCUAUGCCGGGGGGAGUCUGUAGUUAGAGGAAGUGCCUACAAAACUGGCCCUGGAGGCCCAGGAGACCCCAGAGGCUGCAAAGGUGGCCUACAGGAGCUCAGGGGAAGGGAUGGCCAGGAAACAGCUUGGGCCUCGGGUGAGGUAGGGGAUGACCCCAGAAGCUUCCAGUCUUCCCAGGGCUGGAUAGCAGGUCACAGAGCAGCAGGGGGUAUUGGCAGAAUAGAAUCUAAGGGCACAAGUCCUUGGGAUGACACACCAUCUAGCCUCAGAAAAACUGGGGCCCACCAUGGGCCUGGAGUGCUGGGGCCCAGUGGAGGGCAAGAGGAUAUGGGUGGUAUCCAGGUGGCUGGACUGACGGAGUCUGGUCAGGGGGUGGAUGCCAGAAGCCACUGGCUAAGUAGGGCUCCAGGCCUGGGUGCUCAGGGAUCUGGGGGGACACUAGGAGAUAAGGAAGGAUUAAGAGGUCCUGGGUCAAUAGGGUCUGAACCAGAUUUCUGGAAUGGGUCAGGGAGCUCCAGAGUAAAAGGACCCAGAGGUGAGACAGGCUAUAAGGAUGGCUUGGAAGGUCCCGGGAGAAUGGAAUCUAGGUACGAGGGUGGCUUAGGAUAUUCUAGGGAAAUAGGCCCCAAAAGCAGGGCUGGUUAUAGCUAUGGCUCAGGGGUUCCAGGAGAAAUGGGGUCCGGCCAUGGUGCUGGUUGUAGAGUUUCCCCUAGGGCACCUGCCGGAGUGGAGUCUGAGGAAGGGGGUGGGUACAGGCAUGGCUCCGGAGCGCCUGGGGGAGUGUGGUCUGGAAAUGAAGAUUCUGGCCCUGCAGGAGGAGGGUCUGGGAGAGUUGCCAGUCUUAAGAAUGGCUCAGGUGGUCCUGAUGGAGCACCCAUGAAUGACACCAGGAAUUGGGCCUCUGCAUGCCAGGCAGGCAUGGACCCUAGGGGAGGGCACCAUUCAGAUGGUGGCCUAGGGAGUCCUGGGGUGACAGGGUCUCUGGGUAGAGGUGGUCUCAAGGCCCCUGGAGUAGUGGAGACUGUUGGGAUGGGAUGUGUGGAAGCAGAACCAGAGAGCUCUGGAAGAAUAAGGCCUUGGGGUCAGACUGGAAAUUAUGGGGGCUUCAGAGCCUCAGAGGCCCUGGGGGCCUUUGGAGAAGGAGGCUAUGAAGAUGGCUCUGGGGGUCCAGGAGCCAUGGGACCAGGGUCUCUGAGGGCAGGAAGCAAAGUGGGUGAGGGGGAUGGGACAAGAUGCCCUGGUGCUAAGGCCUCUGGAGCUGGAGCUGGUUAUAGGGAUGAUACCAGGCACCCUGAGUCACUCGCACCUCACACUGGGGCCGCUUCUGAGAGCCAGUGGGCUUAUGGGGCUGGCAAUGUGCUGGGUUAUGAGGAUGGAUCAGAACUUCCAGGGCCUCAGGGAACUGGGGUCAGAACAGCCUAUGGAGGAAGGUCAAGGGGCCUUGGGCCUAGGAGUACAGGGCCAGGGGGUGAGGCAGGCUUUAGAGAUGGUUCAGGAGGCCUCCAAGGAAUGGGAUCAGCAGAUGGGCCAGGUUGUAGGAAGGGUAUUGGGAGUUCUGGGGAAAUGGGGUCAGUGGAUAAGGAAGGUUAUAAGAAAGAUUUGGGGGCUCCUGAGAAUACGGGUUCGGGGAGCAAGGCAGAUUAUAGGGAUGGUGGGGGUUCUGGGGCAAUGGGGUCAAUGGAUGAAGCAGGUUAUAGGAAAGAUUUAGGGGCUCCUGAGGGAAUAAGUUCAGGGAGCAAGGCAGAUUAUAGGGGUGGUUUACAGGAUUCCAGGGAAGUGGGUUCAGGGAGCAAGGCAGAUUAUAGCAGUGGUUUAAAGGGUUCCAGGGAAAUGGGGUCAAUGGAUGAAGCAGAUAAUAGGAAAGAUUUGGGGGUUCCUGAGGGAAUGGGUGCAGGUUACAGGGUUGGUUUAAGGGGUCCUGGGGAGAUGGGGUCACUGGAUGAGUCAGGUCAUAGGAAUGGGAUUGGAGGUUAUGGGGAAAUGGGGUCAGGUUAUAGGGAGGAUUUGGGGGCUCCUGAGGGAAUGGGCACAGGCAGCAAGGCAGGUUAUAGGGAUGGCUUAAGGGGUUCUGGAGAAAUGAGGUCAAUGGAUGAGGCAGGUUAUAGGAAAAAUUUGGGAGCUCCUGAGAGAAUGGAUUCAGGGAGCAAGGCAGGUUACAGGGGUGGUUUAAGGGGUUCUGGGGAAAUGGGGUUAAUUGAUGAGGCAGGCUAUAGGAAAGAUUUGGGGGUUUCUGAGGGAGGGGGUUCAGGGAGCAAAGCAGGUUAUACGGGUGGCUUAAGGGGUUCUGGGGAAAUGGGAUCUGUGGAUAAGGCAGGCUAUAGGAAGGAUUUGGGGGCUUCUGAGGCAAUAGGUUCAGGGAACAAGGCAGGUUUUAGGGAUGGUUUAGGAGGUUCUGAAGAAAUGGGGUCAGUGAAUGAGGUAGGUUAUAAGAAGGAUUUGGGGGCUCCUGAGGGAAUGGGUUCAGGGAGUAAGGCAGGUUUCAGGGAUGGUUUAGGGGGUUCUGAAGAAAUGGGGUCAGUGAAUAAGGCAGGUUAUAGGAAGGAUUUGGGGGCUCCUAAGGGAAUGGGUUCAGGGAGUAAGGCAAGUUUUAGGGAUGGUUUAGGAGGUUAUAGGAAGGAUUUGGGGGCUCCUGAGGUAAUGGGUUCAGGGAGUAAGGCAGGUUUCAGGGAUGGUUUAGGGGGUUCUGAAGAAAUGGGGUCAAUGGAUGAGGCAGGUUAUAGGAAGGAUUUGGGGGCUCCUAAGGGAAUGGGUUCAGGGAGCAAGGCAGGUUUUAGGGAUGGUUUAGGGAGUUCUGGGGAAAUGGGGUCAGUGAAUGAGGCAGGUUAUAGGAAGGAUUUGGGGGCUCCUGAGGGAAUGGGUUCAGGGAGUAAGGCAGGUUUCAGGGAUGGUUUAGGGGGUUCUGAAGAAAUGGGGUCAAUGGAUGAGGCAGGUUAUAGGAAGGAUUUGGGGGCUCCUGAGGGAACAGGUUCAGGGAGCAAGGCAGGUUUUAGGGAUGGUUUAGGGAGUUCUGGGGAAAUGGGGUCAAUGGAUGAGGCAGGUUAUAGGAAGGAUUUGGGGGCUCCUGAGGGAAUAGGUUCAGGAAGUAAGGCAGGUUUUAGGGAUGGUUUAGGGAUUUCUGUAGAAAUGGGGUCAGUGAAUGAGGCAGGUUAUAGGAAGGAUUUGGGGGCUCCUGAGGGAAUGGGUUCAGGGAAUAAGGCAGGUUUUAGGGAUGGUUUAGGGAGUUCUACAGAAAUGGGGUCAGUGAAUGAGGCAGGUUAUAGGAAGGAUUUGGGGGCUUCUGAGGGAAUGGGUUCAGGGAGUAAGGCAGGUUUUAGGGAUGGUUUAGGGAGUUCUGGGGAAAUGGGGUCAAUGAAUGAGGCAGGUUACAGGAAGGAUGUGGGAGCUCCUGAGGGAAUGGGUUCAGGGAGUAAGGCCGGUUUCAGGGAUGGUUUAGGGGGUUCUGAAGAAAUGGGGUCAGUGAAUAAGGCAGGUUAUAGGAAGGAUUUGGGGGCUACUAAGGGAAUGGGUUCAGGGAGUAAAGCAGGUUUCAGGGAUGGUUUAGGGGGUUCUGAAGAAAUGGGGUCAAUGGAUGAGGCAGGUUAUAGGAAGGAUUUGGGGGCUCCUGAGGGAAUAGGUUCAGGGAGUAAGGCAGGUUUUAGGGAUGGUUUAGGGAGUUCUGUAGAAAUGGGGUCAGUGAAUGAGGCAGGUUAUAGGAAGGAUUUGGGGGCUCCUGAGGGAAUGGGUUCAGGGAGCAAGGCAGGUUUUAGGGAUGGUUUAGGGAGUUCUGAAGAAAUGGGGUCAAUGGAUGAGGCAGGUUAUAGGAAGGAUUUGGGGGCUCCUAAGGGAAUGGGUUCAGGCAGUAAGGCAAGUUUUAGGGAUGGUUUAGGGGGUUCUGGAGAAAUGGGGUCAGUGAAUGAAGCAGGUUAUAGGAAGGAUUUGGGGGCUCCUAAGGGAAUGGGUUCAGGGAGCAAGGCAGGUUUUAGGGAUGGUUUAGGGAGUUCUGGGGAAAUGGGGUCAAUGGAUGAGGCAGGUUAUAGGAAGGAUUUGGGGGCUCCUGAGGGAAUAGGUUCAGGAAGUAAGGCAGGUUUCAGGGAUGCUUUAGGGAGUUCUGGGGAAAUGGGGUCAAUGGAUGAGGCAGGUUAUAGGAAGGAUUUGGGGGCUCUUGAGGGAAUAUGUUCAGGAAGUAAGGCAGGUUUUAGGGAUGGUUUAGGGAUUUCUGUAGAAAUGGGGUCAGUGAAUGAGGCAGGUUAUAGGAAGGAUUUGGGGGCUCCUGAGGGAAUGGGUUCAGGGAGUAAGGCAGGUUUUAGGGAUGGUUUAGGGAGUUCUGGGGGAAUGGGUUCAGGGAGUAAGGCAGGUUUUAGGGAUGGUUUAGGGAGUUCUGGGGAAAUGGGGUCAAUGGAUGAGGCAGGUUAUAGGAAGGAUUUGGGAGCUCCUAAGGGAAUGGGUUCAGGCAGUUACACAGAUUACAGGAAUGGUUUAGGCACUUCUGGAAAAAUCAGUUCAGGGGAUGAGGCAGGUUAUAAGAAUGUUUUAAGGGGUUCUGGGAGGAAUCCACUAGGGAGCGAGGCAGGUUCUAGGGGUAGUUUGGAGGAUUCUGGGUACAUUUUGUCAUGGAAUGAGGCAGGUUCUAGGCAAGGCUUUGGGGGAGCUAGUGGCAUGGGGUCAGGGAGUGAGGUCAGUUAUAGAGGAGGCUCAGGAGGAUCUGGGGAAACAGGACCAGAGGGUGAGAUGGGUUAUGGAGAUGGUUCAGGGAGGCUUGGAGUACCAGGCUCACUGGCUGGAAUAGGACAUGAGGCUGGGCCCAGAGGCCAUAAAGCCAUGGGUCACAGGUCAGGAUAUUGGGUAGCAUCAGAGGGUGGCAUGAGCUCCAAGCAUGGUCCAGAGCGAGCCAGGGAAACCGGGCUUUUGGAUGGGGCAGGACCUGGGGUGGAACCUGGGAUGGCUGGAAUGCCAGGCACUGCAGGUGGCAUGGCACACAGAGACAGCCCCAGGGGCACAGGGGUGCUGGGGUCUCAGGGAGGGCGACAGACUCUUUCAGAUGAGCGAGGCUCCACCAAAGAUCUUGGGGGCUAUGGAACUUCAGGGAUCCCUGAGGCCUCGGAGGCUGCUGGUGCCAAGGGAAAACCAGAUGUCAAAGAAUGGCAAGACAGUUCUGGGACUCCAGGGUCUUCUAGAGACAGAGGGGCUCCCAGGGCGAAGGAUAGGUCUCCAGACCAAGCAGGGAUAAUGGGGGCUUCUGGGUUUCUUGAUGGCAAGGGGGCAGUGGAAGGUGAGACCUGGGCAGGAAUGGCUGCUCUAGGGUCUGGAUAUGAACGGGACAUCUGGAAAGCAGGCCCAGGAAUGACAGACAGGGGUAGAGUUGCUGGCCAGGGGGGGUUGGCAUCUCAGGGAGGUGGGGACUCACUUUUGGGAGGCAGAAGGGUAGGCUCAGGGAGUUCAGUGGGGACAGGUCAGGAUCUGGACAGCGGCUCUAUGCCUGGGGGAAGGGGCAAGUCAACAUCAGGGCCUGCUGAUAGACAAGGGACGAGCAAUGCUUGGGCUCCUGAUUGGGAAAACCAGGGGUUUAGCCAAGGCAGCAUAGAUGCUGGGAAGCAGCCCGCAGGCUCCAGAGCUUCCAGUUCUCUGCAGGAGAAAGAUGCCGCUUUUGGUGGGACCCAUGAAGGGCCAGGGGGCUUUAAGGGUGGGGAGGGUGCACCAGGCCAAGAGGCGGCUGGUGGAUGCCGAAGCCCAUGGUCCCUGGAUAGCAAAGGUUCAAGUCCUGGAAGGGGCAGUUCUGUUGAUGCAGAGGACUCAGGUAUCCUGGGCAAGGGGAAUUCUACUGAGUGGGGGAAUGCCCUCACCCCAAAACCUGGGGCGUCCGGACCUCAGGGAGCCUGGAAUGGCUUAGAUGGUCCCUUUGGCAGAAAAGCCUCUAGAGAUAGGUCAGGAGGGACCCAGGACCUAAGCUCUCAGCGAGGCAAGGGACAGAGAGGAGGAAAGAGGUCCCUCGGGGAGCAGGGGUCCCUGGGGGCUGAGAAUGGUGAGGUCCAGGGUCCUGGGGCCCUAAAGGAGGAUGAAGGGCAGGGAGUGGAAGAGGCUGGGAGGUCAGGCAGGAGGCCUGGCUCACUCAGGAGUAGGUCUCAGGCACAGUCAGGGGCUGAGGUUGGAGGAGGAAAGAGAAGGGGAGCAGACGAGGCUGGAAGCAUGGGGUGGCAGCCUAUGGGAGAGAACUGGGGGUGCCUGGAGGAGAUGCUGAAUGAAGAUCAGAGCCGGGAGCCGCCUGGUCACCUUGGUAGCAGGAGAAGUGGCAAAGACGGCAGGUUGGACAUCUGUGGAGAGAGGAGAGAUGCUACCCGGAGUUCCACAUCCAGAUACAAGCCUGGCACUGGCAGUUUCUCCAAGGAUGCCCGAGGCCCCAUGGGCCACUUCUCCCAGGGCCUGGCUGACAUGGAAGUGCAGCCGGGGGAGGCUGCCACACUCUCCUGUACCCUCACCAGUGACCUGGGACCCGGCACCUGGUUUAAGGAUGGCGUCAAGCUCACCGCCCAGGAUGGAGUCAUCUUUAAGCAAGAUGGUCUCGUGCACAGCCUCUUCAUCACGCAUGUGCAGGGGACCCAAGCUGGGAGGUACACCUUUGUAGCUGGUGACCAGCAGAGCGAGGCCACCCUGACUGUCCAGGAUUCCCCUACCAUUGCUCCAGAUGUGACAGAGAAACUGAGAGAGCCACUGGUGGUCAAGGCUGGGAAGCCGGUGAUAGUGAAGAUCCCCUUCCAGAGCCACCUCCCCAUUCAGGCUGCCUGGAGGAAGGACGGGGCUGAGGUGGUGGGCAGCAGUGACAGGGAGGCCCAGGUGGACCUGGGGGAUGGCUACACGCGGCUGUGCCUCCCCAGCGCAAGCAGGAAGGACUGUGGCCAGUACAGCGUGACGCUGAGGAGCGAGGGAGGCUCUGUGCAGGCCGAGCUCACUCUGCAAGUCAUAGACAAGCCUGAUCCCCCACAAGGCCCCAUGGAGGUUCAGGAUUGCCAUAGGGCUGGCGUCUGCCUCCGCUGGCGGCCCCCAAGGGACAAUGGGGGCCGGACUGUAGAGUGCUACGUGGUGGAGAGACGGCAGGCUGGCAGGAGCACUUGGCUGAAGGUGGGCGAGGCCCCCGCUGACAGCACCACCUUCACGGAUGCCCAUGUGGAGCCAGGCAGGAAGUAUACCUUCCGAGUGCGGGCUGUGACCUCAGAGGGGGCUGGCGAGGCCCUGGAGUCCGAGGAGAUAUUGGUGGCUCCUGAGGCUCUCCCCAAGGCCCCUUCUGCGCCAGCCAUCCUGUCGGCCUCCAGCCAGGGCAUCACACUGACAUGGACAGCACCUCGGGGCCCUGGCAGCGCCCACAUCCUGGGCUACCUGAUCGAGAGGCGUAAGAAGGGGAGCAACACCUGGACAGCAGUGAACGACCAGCCAGUGCCUGAGAGGAGAUGGACGGUGGCGGACGUGCGGCAGGGCUGUCAGUAUGAGUUCCGGGUCACAGCUGUGGCUCCCUCAGGUCCCGGAGAGCCUGGACCUCCAUCGGAUGCCGUCUUUGCUCGGGACCCCAUGAGACCCCCUGGGCCGGUGAGGAAUCUCCAAGUCACAGACAGAUCGAACACCAGCAUCACUCUGAGCUGGGCUGGGCCAGACACCCAGGACGGGGAUGAAGCCCAGGGGUAUGUGGUGGAGCUGUGCAGCUCAGACAGUCUCCAGUGGCUCCCGUGCCAUGCGGGCACCGUGCCAGUCACCACCUACACGGCCAAGGGGCUUCGGCCUGGAGAGGGCUACUUCGUGCGGGUGACAGCAGUUAAUGAAGGAGGCCAGAGCCAGCCCAUUGCCCUGGACACAUUAGUGCAAGCCAUGCCUGUUACUGUCUGUCCCAAGUUCCUCGUGGACUCCAGCACCAAGGACUUGCUGACAGUCAAGGUCGGGGACACGGUUCGUGUGCCCGCCUCCUUUGAAGCCAUGCCCAUGCCUGAAGUGACCUGGCUGAAGGAUGGCUUGCCCUUGCCCAAAAGAAGUGUGACUGUCACUAAGGAUGGCCUCACCCAGCUUCUGAUCCCUGUGGCUGGACUCUUGGACAGUGGUCUCUACACUGUGGUGCUGAGGACCCUGCAGGGGAAGGAGGUUGCCCACAGCUUCCGUAUCAGGGUGGCAGCAUGCCCGCAGGCGCCUGGGCCCAUCCACCUGCAGGAGAACGUGCCUGGGACGGUGACGGCUGAGUGGGAACCCUCUCCUGACGAGGCCCAGGAUGUCCCGCUGCACUACGCGGUGUUCACACGCUCCUCAGCGCACGGUCCCUGGCGCGAGGCAGCCGACCGCAUCCACACCAACCACUUCACCCUCCUGGGCAUCCUCCCCGGCCACGAAUACCACUUCAGGGUGGUGGCCAAGAAUGAGCUGGGGGCCAGCAAACCCUCGGACACCAGCCAGCCCUGGUGCAUCCCCCGGCAGCGCGACAGGUUCACAGUGAAGGCUCCGAGCUACCGGGAGCCCGACCUGAGCCAGAAGCCCCGGUUCCUGGUGGGCCUGCGGUCCCACCUGCUGCCCCAGGGCUGUGAGUGCUGCAUGAGCUGUGCCGUGCAGGGCUCACCCCGGCCCCACGUCACCUGGUUCAAGAACGACCGCAGCCUGGAAGGAAACCCCGCGGUGUACAGCACCGACCUGCUGGGCGUGUGCUCCCUCACCAUCCCCAGCGUAUCCCCGAAGGACAGCGGGGAGUACAAGGCUGUGGCUGAGAACACGCUGGGCCAGGCAGUCAGCACUGCCACCCUCAUUGUCAUAGAACCCAGCACCUAGCCUCACCUCACCCUGGGAUGGUCCUGGACCCUUGAAGCUUCACUUCCGACACCUGCACUGGCCCGGGAAGCCAAUCCCAAGGAUGGAGGCUGUGCCCAGAGCCCCAGGAAAAUGGGAGUGAGAAGAUGCCUGGCGAGGUUUUGGCCAGGAGGACGUGAAGUCCUUGGGGAAGAAAAACAAGGGAGGAGGGCAUUCCACCUCCUGGCUCCAAGCUAAGUCACUCAACAGAAUGACAGCAAACCUCCUGGACCCUCACCAUAUGGGUUUCUUUCUUCUUCGCUUCAGGAGAUCCAGAGGGCACCUGCCUGCAGGAUGGGCCGGCUCCUUAUUUUCCUGGGCUGAGCCCUUUGGAGGGAGGGUGGGCACAGCUGGGCCUGCUGUGACCACUGGGAGGGAAGAGGAGAGGAGGUCAGAGGACAUGGGUGAGGACUAGGGCAUCAAGGGCGUGUGUGUGGGUGGGGGCAGCCUCCACCUCCUGGAUUCAAGAGAUUCCAGGGUUGCAGCAUGUGCUUUCUCUAUGUUUCUUCAUUAAAACAUUAGGCUAAUACAGGCA